AUGCGUGUUGAUUUAGCUGAAUAUACAUUAUUAAAAGAAGUUGAAGAUGCAUUGGCAUCUAUUGAAAGUUUUAAAAAAAUAUCAGAAGAAACAAGAAAUUUCAUUAAAUAUUCACAAAAAUAUCGUCAAAUAAUGCAUAGUAAAAUUAAUUUCUGGUCAUUAGAAGAUUCACGUAUUAAUACUUUAAAAGAAAUUCAGAAUUGGUUUGUUUAUGAUAAUAAACAAAAAACAGAAUCUAAGGGGUGGAUUUCAUCACAAUGUCAGUUUGACUUGAUUUUAUCUAUCAAUGGCUUUCUUAGAAUACUUAAAUAUCUUUUAAGUAAUUAUCCAGGUUCAAUAGUUCAACCAAAACGUAUUUCACAAGAUAUACUUGAAGGACUUUUUGGUGUAAUUCAUGAAUUUGGUGUAGAUUCUUCCACACACACACUUAAAUCUUAUGGAUAUGCCCUAAAUAAAUAUCAAAUAACAGCACUAGUUUCAUUUGAAGUUAAAAGUUUUAAUUAUGGAAAAGAUAGUACUGGAACUGGUAUUACUACUUUAAUAAGAAGUGUUUUUAAAAACAUAUUUGCAGAUAAUUUAAUUAUGGGAAAAGUUAAAAUUCCAUUAGAAUCAUAUAAUAAAAAUGUUGAUCAGGAUAACUUUAAAAUAAUUCAUCUUCAGAAUGAACGAUGCAGUCUUAUAAAAACUAUUCUUUACAAGAAUUCAAUUGACGAAUUGCUACAAAAAUGGCAAAAUAUUAUUAAAAAAAUAGCUCAGAAAGCAAUUCUGAAAAAAAUAGGAUAUCAAGACUUCCUCACUGCAACUAAUUUAAAUGGUUCUUUUACCCAAAGGCUUGUUGCAUACUUCCUUUUACAAGAAGUAAUCAAAUUUACAUUCAGUGAAAAAACAAUGCCAAAUAGCUUACAAAUUCAUCUUUCAGCUGAUCCACAUUUGAUACCUGAAAAAACUAUUGUUUUGGAACCAGCAGAAGCGUCAAAAUUUUCCUACAUUGUUGGAUGGAUUAUUUAUAAAUUAACUAAAAGUGAUAAUAUAACAAAAUCGCACUCUGAAUUUGAAGCCAUUAACAUUUACCUUAUGAUUCUAAACUCAGAACAAGUUGUAUAUGAAGAGGAUAUUCAAUCUCAAACAACAAAUGUGAUUUCAGGCCAAGAGUUUCUAGAAUUUAUGUAUAAAAUGAAGUCAUUAGUCUUACUAUUAUUUGAAAAACAUAAAGAAUUUGGCCCUAAUAUUCUUCAAUAUAUACAUAAUAGCUUAUUAUGCAAUAUAUCAUUGUUAGAAGCUUUUAAUACACUUCUCAAUAUUUCCAGCCAGAUGCUUUCUAUGAAUAAAUUAAAAGAUACAAAUUUCCUUUACGAAAGAAUCGUUUCUAUUUACAUGAGGAAAAACCUUAAAGCUAUGCGUAAAGAUAUUCAGCAUUCAACCAAAAUUGAAAACAACAAACAUACUUUAAUGAAAAAGUCUAAUAUUCCAACAAAUCCUACGCUUGGACUGAGAAAAAAAGGUUUAAUACCUUUAAUUUUAGAUUAUCUUAAAAAAGAAACUCCUUUCUCUGAAGAAGCUAUAUCAAAAGGACAAAUUUUUGUAGAAAAGUGA
This is a messenger RNA of Rhizophagus irregularis DAOM 181602=DAOM 197198, 1593 nucleotides long. RefSeq lists its product as uncharacterized. The record is from RefSeq and is a predicted model, not a curated record. Lineage: Eukaryota; Fungi; Glomeromycota; Glomeromycetes; Glomerales; Glomeraceae.